Molecule: messenger RNA, 1303 nt
Organism: Thecamonas trahens ATCC 50062
Lineage: Eukaryota; Apusomonadida; Apusomonadidae
Product: delta-12 fatty acid desaturase
Exons: 1
Coding region: 104-1237 (377 amino acids)
Biological process (GO): lipid metabolic process
Molecular function (GO): oxidoreductase activity
Source: RefSeq, a predicted model, not a curated record
CACACUUCUCGCACACGUGGGCAGCAGACAGACUCCGUGCUCGCUCUCCCCCAUCAUCCACACACAGACAAGGCCGUCACUCACACGCACGCGCUUUGCCACAAUGACUGGCGUCCUCCGCGAGUCCCCGCCGGCCGAGUCGAGCUUGCAGCGGCGGGCACAUGCCGCACGGGCGAGUGCAACCGGCAGGAAAGAUGCACAAGGCAAAGAUGCACACAUACCUCCGCCAGAGUACCCCUUUACGCACGCGCAGCUGGUGGCGGCGCUUCCGGCCGAUUGCUUUGAGCGCAACCACUGGGUGGCGCUGGGCCAGGUGGUGCAGACGACGGCGACGUCGGGCGCGCUCCUCUGGCUCCUCACCUGGGCGCCCGUCGCGGCGCUCCCGCUGGUGUACAUCGCGCUCGGCUUCUCGCUCUACGGCUACCUGGCAAUCGGACACGAGUGCGCGCAUGGCUCGUUCACUCGGUGGCCGCUGCUCAACAAGGCGCUCGGCUCGGUGACCAUGCUUGCUGGCUUCAUGCCGUUUGAGAACUGGCGGCAGGCCCACUUUCUGCACCACCGCUGGACAGCGCACGAGGAUCUUGAAGAGUACUUUACCUACUCGCGGGUCUCGACGCCUGUUCUUACUGCCAUCCGCUGGAUGCUCCGUUGGCUGAGCCCGAUUGGCCUCUUCCUCAUGCACUUUCUCUACCUCUGUGGCCUCCGCGGGAAGAACGGCAAGCUCUCGACCGACUCGCUCUUCUACAAUCCCGAGAUGAACAACUCGCUCUCGCUCGUCAACUUUGCCAUGGUCAUUGUUCAGUGGUCAGCGCUCGCUGCUGGCUUCUACCACGCUCCAGCCGCCACGCUCAAGUUCGCGUUUGUCCCGCUCUGUGCGUGUGGCGCCGCCAACCUCAUGAUUGGCUACAUGCAGCACCGCGAUGAGACUGGUGAACUUGUCGCCUUUGACGCCACCGCUUGGACCAAGCUCCGCGGCGCUCUACAGACUGUCGACCGCUCGUUCUGGCCCUUUGACUUUAUGCUCCAUGGCGCCGCACGCUAUCACGUCUGCCACCACCUCUUUCCCACCAUGCCGCACUACAACGCGCCCAAGGCUAUGGCCGCUCUCGCCGACAUCCUUGGCCCACACUACCACAACGAUGGCUCCACAGCCUUUAUCAAGUACCAUCCCUCGCUCAACCACUCGCAUCUGGUUGCCGGCGACGGCGUCCUCCGCUUCUACCGCGCCGACGGAUGAUGCUGCGAUACGCUUGGCCUCAUCUAUACCUUUGUGUGAACGGUGAUUGAACUUAGUUUAUUGGCA